UGUAAGCCACACCUUUGAAACGUUUGUGUGAAACAACGGAAGCUGUUCCUCUUUAUUGUGUUUAAAAAAUAUUUUUCAUUGCAUCAUAAUAAAGCAUCAAAAUGGUUUUUUCCAUCAAAAUGAAUUUUUCCAAAGUGUUGAAUUUAGUUAAUCACAGUCACAAUAAUAAUAGUAAUAAUAAUCAAAGCCAUAGCCAUAAUCAGGGUAAUAGUAGCUCCAGCAGUUUGAGCACAAAUAAUCAUAGUAGUAGAAAUGAAAAUGUGAUCAGUGGACGUAAUUAUCAAAGGAGAUCAACUCGCCAUAGUCGUUAUCUUUCGAGAAAUCAACUCCAUUCUGCAGCUGCCAAUGUAUCUAUUUCACCUCCACCACCACCACCACCAUCUAGUAACCUUCAUCCAGUUAAUUUGCCACCCACAACACAUAAUUUAACUUGUGCAAACAAUGGUAGCCUGGGUAGCUCAACAUCACCAAUAGGAUUACCAGAAGGUUAUGAAAUGCGGAUUGCUCCUAAAGGUCAAGUCUACUUCCAUCAUGUACCAACAUCAAAGAGCACUUGGCAUGAUCCUAGAGUCCCUCGUGAAUUGUUAAAUCAAAAUUUUGAUCUAGAUAAAUUGGUUGGUAAACUUCCAAGUGGAUGGGAGAUACGUACUAUAUCUUCAGGUGAUCAUGAAAGAGUAUAUUUUGUGGACCACAACCGUAAAACAACUCAAUUCACAGACCCAAGACUUGUUGCCAAUCCUGAUAUACUUAAAAAAAUUUUAAGAGAACGACCUAAUCUCUGUUAUGCUAAUGUUGAAAAGACUCCGAAGCAUAGUGGAAGAUCUUCUAAUGGAGCUGAUCCUCACAUAUUCAGAGAAAGCUGCAAAAGAAAAAAUUUGGUGCAAAAGAUGGCUGGUUUAAGACAAGAACUUCAAGAAAUGCAACCUCAAACAGGACAUUGUCGCCUUGAAGUCUCCCGAAAGGACAUUUUUGAAGAUUCUUAUCGUGCUGUUAUGAAGAAGAAACCAAAAGAUUUAAUGAAACGGUUGAUUGUUACGUUUAAGGGGGAAGAAGGAUUAGAUUAUGGUGGCCUUGCCAGGGAAUGGUUAUAUUUAUUAUCGCAUGAAAUGCUAAAUCCACAGUAUGGACUUUUUCAAUAUACCCGCGAAGAUGUGUAUACCUUACAAAUCAACCGCGACUCUUCCGUUAAUCCGGAUCAUUUGACAUAUUUCCAUUUUGUAGGAAGGAUUAUUGGCAUGGCAAUUUUCCAUGGUCAUUAUAUAGACGGAGGAUUUACCUUACCAUUUUACAAAAUGCUUUUGAAUAAAUCAAUAAAUCUCGAAGAUAUUCAAGUCGUAGAUCCUGAACUAUAUAGGAGCCUCUGUUGGAUGCUUGAGAAUAAUUUGAGCGGCGUAUUGGAAACUACUUUUAGCGUUGAACAUAACUCUUUUGGUCAUUUACAAGUUCAUGAGUUGAAACCAAAUGGAAAAAACAUACCUGUUACAGAUGAGAAUAAACGUGAAUAUGUUAAGUUAUACGUUAAUUAUCGCUUUAGACGAGGUAUUGGACAACAAUUCCAUGCGUUACAGAAAGGUCUCAACGAAUUAGUGCCUACGAGUUCACUCCAAAUAUUUGAUGAAAAAGAAUUAGAGCUUGUUAUCAGUGGUUUGGGUAAUAUAGAUAUAAAUGAUUGGAAGUCAAACACUAGGCUCAAGCAUUGUACACCCGAUACACCCGUUGUUAAAUGGUUCUGGCAAGCAGUUGAAUCGUAUGCAGAAGAAAGAAGAGCUCGCCUAUUGCAAUUUGUUACCGGUAGUAGCCGAGUGCCUUUACAAGGUUUUAAAGCCCUUCAAGGAUCUACUGGAGCAUCAGGACCCAGACUAUUCACGAUCCAUCUAAUUGAAGCAAGUUCUGAUAACCUGCCCAAAGCUCAUACCUGCUUCAAUCGUAUCGAUCUACCUCCAUAUGAAACUUAUGAGAAGUUAUAUGAAAAAUUGACUCAAGCAAUAGAAGAAACGUGUGGAUUUGCUGUUGAAUGAACAACUUAAUCGUGUUUUAACAUUGGAUGAAACGUACCAUACAGAGCCAAGCAUGACGACCAAAUCAUAUUGACUUUUCAUUGACUGUCUUCAAAAUUCGUUACCAAGUUAUUCAUCCGCCUUUUGUUGAGACUGCCUUGUAUUGCAUUUCAUUCAUCUUACUCAAUUUUUGAUUUUUUAAAAAUUGAGAUGAAUCAAGACUGGUGCCUGUUGCAUUCACAUUAUUAUUGACAUUAUUAACACUAUUAUCACUAUUACUCACAUUAACCUGCUUAUGGUUACAUUAUGUUAGCUCAGUAAAUUGUGAUGAUGUGUUUGGUGAUUUUGUUUUACGCAUUUUGGUUAAAACUGUGCUUUUACAAAACAUAAUGAGUGUUUUUUUACUAUGAUUACAAUUAUCAAAAUAUCGUAACCCGUUUUUCAGUUUAUACUUAAAACUGUGGGGUUUAAACACUUGUGUAUAAAUGCAACUUAACUUAAAGACUUAUCAAGACUUAAUUAUCAUGUUAAAAAAAUCUUACCGGCUGAAACUCUAUCAUUGGAACUGCAAUUGAUUAAAUUGUAUUAUGGGUUGUGAAACAAUCACUCAUUAUGCUCUUGUAAGAGUCACAUAAAACAUAUUACGCUACCGACUUCACAUAAUACUUGCUACCAGAAAACUGUAUCUUCCUUCCCUCACCCUGUUUAAUCUGUUAUGCAAAGCACUCACUCGAAAUUUUUAUGCACUCAGCUCAUGACUUCCCAGUAACUUGGAUAAGAUGAAACAAAAAUCUGUGAUGUCUCAUGAUGAUUUUAUUGAUAUUAUUAGAAUUAUUGUGAUUAAUGUACUGGUUGUUGAAACAAACAAAACAAAGCAACAAUUUUACCUGAAGAUGCUACUUCAAAUUCUGAUCCCGAGUUAACUUCUUAAAGUAUUAUAGAUCUCUUCUUUUACCUGUCUUUCCUCUUCCAAUUAUUUCUCUCACCUUCUCUUCUUAUCAAUGUGAUUUUUCCAAAUGAUUUAUACGGAUCAUCUUUUCUCAAUUAAUCCCUGCCCUCACUUUAUUAAGUGUAUAAAUAUUAAUAAA
This is a messenger RNA of Tetranychus urticae (two-spotted spider mite), 3085 nucleotides long. The record is from RefSeq and is a predicted model, not a curated record. Lineage: Eukaryota; Metazoa; Arthropoda; Arachnida; Trombidiformes; Tetranychidae.